AUGGCGCCCUCUGCCCGUUGGAUUGAUAUGAUGAAUCGCUUUCGCAAGGACAUUAAAAAGAGUGAAGCAGAAGCCAAGAUAACAAAACAAAAGUUACAGCAGCGCUUAAAGGAACAAUUUCAGAAAGCAAUGGGCGGAACACCUGACUGGGCAGAAGUGACUGUGAGGAAGAGUCAUGGAAAAGAAGAUGAGUGUGAAGAUGAGGAUGAUAGUGAAGAAUUGCUGCGAAGGACUGGAAAUUUUAUUGGCUCAUCAGACGGCCUUCCAAAAGGAGCUAUUAAGAUAAAAAAGUGCUUGAAUGCUAAUAAUGCACGUCCAGGUGAUGAUCGGCUUACGACAGUACAGUUUCACCCAUCUGCUCAGAUUGUGAUGACGGCAGGUCUGGAUCACUCUAUAUCACUCUUUCAGGUUGAUGGCAAGAGCAACCCCAAAAUCCAAAGCAUCCAUCUGGAGAAUUUUCCAGUUCAUAAAGCUUCUUUUAGCAAUGAUGGGGAACAUGUUGUGGCCACUGGAAUGAGGAACAAGCUCUUCUACAUCUAUGACAUGAUGGAAGGCAAAAUUAUCCCCGUGUCCACUGUCCGAGGUCUGAAGGAGCAAAGGGUGAAGGACUUUGAGAUUUCUCCAGAUGGAAAACAUCUUCUCCUGUCUGGUUCCUCAGGAUAUCUCCAUCUAAUGACCACAAAGACAAGAGAAGUGAUAAGGAGUGUGAAGAUCAGUGGUAAUGUGUGUGCUGCAGCAUUCGCUGCCGACAGCAGUAAGAUCUUCACAAACUCUGAGGAAGGUGAGGUGUUCGUCUGGGAUGUGCGUACCAGUAAGUGUUUGAACAAGUUUGCAGAUGAUGGCUGUGUAAGAGGAACAUCACUUGCAUUGUCAAGAGAUGGCAUGUACCUGGCCUGUGGGUGA
Xyrauchen texanus (razorback sucker) is the source of this 903-nucleotide messenger RNA. RefSeq names its product U3 small nucleolar RNA-associated protein 18 homolog. Gene Ontology annotation, biological process: rRNA processing. Gene Ontology annotation, cellular component: Pwp2p-containing subcomplex of 90S preribosome; small-subunit processome. Bases 1 to 903 code for a protein of 300 amino acids. NCBI's taxonomy places the organism in Eukaryota, Metazoa, Chordata, Actinopteri, Cypriniformes, Catostomidae. Gene Ontology annotation, molecular function: protein binding. The record is from RefSeq and is a predicted model, not a curated record. The transcript has 9 exons.